Molecule: messenger RNA, 1350 nt
Organism: Macrosiphum euphorbiae (potato aphid)
Lineage: Eukaryota; Metazoa; Arthropoda; Insecta; Hemiptera; Aphididae
Source: the annotation of a GenBank genome assembly
AUGGAGAUUCUCAAGAAGACCCUGAUCCUGAUGAUCCUGAUUGUAAAUAAUGUAUAUGAUUUUAAUGAUGGUGAAGAUCCAACUCUAAUAAAAAAACAGGAAAUUAUAGAUUCAGGCGAAGAAGAUGAUAAAUCUAAAAUACUUAAAUUAGUACCUAAAAAGUCACAGACUGUGACACAAGCACAUAUGUGUAAUUAUUGUAAUUACACUACUGGAAAAAGGUAUUUGUUGUCUCGUCAUAUGAAGUCUCAUUCUAAAGAACGUCCUCAUAAGUGUACUGUUUGUGAACGUGGAUUCAAAACUCUAACUUCUUUGCAAAAUCAUGUUAAUACUCAUACUGGAACAAAACCAUAUCAAUGUCGAAGUUGUCCAAGUGCAUUUACUACAUCAGGAGAACUUGUUAGACAUGUUCGGUAUAAGCAUACUCAUGAAAAACCACAUAAAUGUACAAUAUGUGAUUAUGCUAGUGUAGAACUUAGCAAAAUGAGAAACCACAUGAGAUGUCACACUGGUGAAAGACCGUACCAAUGUCCCCAUUGUACUUAUGCAAGUCCAGAUACAUUUAAAUUGAAGCGCCAUUUGCGUAUACACACUGGUGAAAAACCUGUAUUUAAAUGUGACCAUUGUCCAGCCACUUGUGGUCGAAAAACUGAUUUACGUAUUCAUGUACAAAAGCUUCAUACUUCCGACAAACCUAUUAAGUGCAAACGAUGUGGUGAUGCGUUCCCUGAUCGUUACCAAUACAAGGUUCACUGUAAAUCACACGAAGGGGAAAAAUGUUAUAAAUGUGAAUUGUGUCCUUAUGCUUCCAUGUCUCAGCGUCAUCUUGAAACUCAUAUGUUAAUACAUACAGAUGAAAAACCAUUCCAUUGUAAACUAUGUGAUCAGUCAUUCAGACAAAAACAAUUACUACGCCGUCAUCAUAAUCUGUAUCAUAAUCCAGCAUAUAUACCACCUCCACCACAUGCCAAAACUCAUCAGUGUAAUACAUGCCAACGAUCAUUUAGACAUAAAGGAAAUUUACUAAGACAUAUGGAAGUUCAUAUGCAAGAAUCCACUGGAAAUGAUCGAAAUACAGCAUUAAAACAAAGACUAGAGUAUACAGAUUCAGCUAAUGAGGAUGAAUCUGAGGAGGACACAAGUAUUCCAACAAGUGAAACGGAGUUUUACACAUCAACAAGUGUAUCAAUACAACAAGCAAAUCAAUCUUCUUCACCAAGUCAAAAAGACCUUACAUUAUUAAAAACAGCGUCUCUGUUAGACGUGAAACAAGAAUGUGGUGAUGGCGUUGAAAAUUGUUUUGGUUUUGAUGACGAAGAUGAUGAAGAAACAACAAACUCAGGUGGUUAA